Xenia sp. Carnegie-2017 is the source of this 3086-nucleotide messenger RNA. RefSeq names its product protein kinase C-binding protein NELL2-like. The transcript has 16 exons. Gene Ontology annotation, biological process: anatomical structure development. Lineage: Eukaryota; Metazoa; Cnidaria; Anthozoa; Malacalcyonacea; Xeniidae. Gene Ontology annotation, molecular function: signaling receptor binding. The record is from RefSeq and is a predicted model, not a curated record. Bases 598 to 2583 code for a protein of 661 amino acids. Gene Ontology annotation, cellular component: cell surface; extracellular region.
UUGAUAUAAUAUUGCAACUGUAAUAGUUUAUGUUCGCUGCACGAUUAGCAAGCAAGACCACUCAAAUCCUUCUCUUAAUCCUUCAAGUGUCAUCAAAUCCUUUUGCGUAAGUAAUGAAUUCAAACUAAGGCAAAUAUAAAGACAUGUUGAGUGGGUUAUCGUAUAUUCCACAGCCAAGCUGCUAACAUAUCAAGUCGGACGUAACAUUAUUUAAAUCUUAUAAACAAUGAUCUCACUCCAUGUUGUCAAAUCUGGAUUUCUCUUGAUCUUAUUAAUUCGUAGCAUUUAUGGUUUUUGUCCUGAGUCAAUGCUCGAUGGAUGGAAACAGCUCUCAUUGGCAGAGCGAACAAGACGAGCACAUGUGGUCGCAAUUGGGAAAGCUAUAACAGUAGACACUGAUCCCAUUUUACGAGAUUAUAAAACCGGAGGUUUUAAAUUCUCCAUCAUUCUAAAAGGGCACAAGAUUAUUGAAGAUAUUUAUGCCAAUAGCAGUCAAUCAAUCUUUUACAUUGUCGGAUUUGGUCUCCGUCUUUAUGUAACACAGAGGUCAUUAAAGACGAAACUUAUUUGUUAUUUGCUAAGUUUGUACGAGCAAAAAUGGCACUGCAUGUUUUACUAAACGUCCAGUCUGGUGGUACAGCUUCACCAUCUAUUAAGAAUCAAGAAGAAGUGCUGGCAUCUUUAGGUUGGCAACCUUGGUCUGAAUGGUCCUCGUGUUCAGUCUUCUGCUUAGGGGGAUCACAAAAUAGAACAAGAAUUUGUACAAGUGGAAAUUGUGAAGGGGAGACAAUAUCAAAACGAGAAUGCAAUACUUAUGAAUGCAAUGGUUUAAUAAAUUUGCUUACCUAUUUUCAACCACAAAGAAAUAGUCUCGGCCUCUCACCAUCACACGAAUACGCUCUAGAGUUUAAAACCAACAAAAAUCAAUCAUCAUCAACAAAGACAAUAUUCAGGCAAAGUUUUCCACCCAGCUUUACCAUUUUUGUGGUGACAAAAUACAUCCAUUACACAGAAGGAUACUUGGUGGGAUUUUACGACACAAAUGAAAACCUACAGCUUGGUAUUAAAGUCACACAGUCUUCCAUAGCUUUGCACUAUGUGCAGGCAGGAAAAUACAAUCAUUGGUGGAUGUUUGAUGUCAACAUUAUUGAUAGAAAGUGGCAUCGGUUUGCAUUCAGUGUUGGAGACGGUUUCGUAUCGUUUUAUAUUGAUUGCGAGCUAAUAGGAAGGCAGAAUUUCACACUAAAUAAUGUCGACAACAUUGACCUUAAUGGUACAACUUAUCUAAAUACGGGAGCAUACUCGCCUAGUCAAAAAAAAGAGUUUUAUAUCGAAGAAUUAUCUAUAUCUUAUGACUUCACGACGGGAGAAAAACAGUGCAAGAUAAACAAUCUAUAUGAUACAAAGGAACCAAUCACUGGCUCAGGAGAAGAAGAAAUCGAAUACACUUGGUCAACAUGGACAUCUUGUAGUAAAACUUGCGGUUCAGGGGGAAUAAAACGACGGGUUAAGAUGUGUACAAGUGAUUCUUGGUUAAAAUCAGAACAAGAAUGCCAAGCUUUACUGCAACAAUCAGAUGAAAAAUCAUGUAGUACUAACGUAGCAUGUCCAGGCAAAUGUCGACAGCGAUGUUUGAAUGGUGUUUGUGCUGCUAGAAAUAGAUGUGAAUGCAAAAAGGGUUAUUAUGGUGGGAACUGUCAAAAAAAGAGAGCUUCAUUUUGUAAACAACCAUGUAAAAAUGGCGGUAAAUGUUUAAGAUACAGUAGAACGUGCCAGUGCUUGAAAGGUUAUACUGGAAAAAAUUGUGAAAAAGCAUUGUGUUUUCCACCAUGUUUAAACAGAGGUAUCUGCAUAAAGCCAAAUGUAUGUCUGUGCAAGGCAGGAUAUAAUUUGCCCUUGUGUAAACCUAUAUGUCGACCAAGUUGUUUAAAUAAAGGCAGAUGCAUUUUGCCUGGCAAAUGCCUCUGUGCGAAAGGAUUUUUUGGACAUCGAUGUCAAUAUGCUGCGUGUAAAACAGCAUGUUUAAACGGUGGAGUAUGUUACGGUAGCAACAAAUGUAAUUGUAAAUCUGGAUGGACAGGACCAACUUGUAAUGUUGCAAUUUGUCGUCCAAAAUGCCAAAAUGGAGGAGUAUGCAGACUUCCAAACAGGUGUUCAUGUCCGAACAAGACGAGUGGCACUUUCUGUCAAAAUGUUCAAUGCGAUCCCGUUUGCCUGAAUCAGGGAAGAUGUGUAAAACAAAACGUUUGUCGCUGUUCUCAUAAAUAUUCUGGACUGCGAUGUGCAACACCGGUAUGUCGACCGACUUGCAAAAAUGGGGGCACAUGCGUAGCCCCAAAUCAAUGUGUGUGUCCAUCGGGAUUCUAUGGGAACUCGUGUGAUAGAAGGUACAUGAAAUACAUGAGGUCCUGUAUCUACAAAACACGUGUAGUUCCUCACAAGAGAAUACAAAAUAUUCCCAUUACAAGAAGUUUACACAAAUGGUGCCUUCAUCCAGCAGGAUUGAGACGGUGUAGGGAAAAAAAGACUGAGUAUCGAACUGUAUACAUAACAACUUACCGUACUGUCUAUUACUGCGAAUAAUCAGGCCAAAUGAUGGUUUAAAGUCAUUGCGACAAAGAAUGAAACUUUACUGGAUAUGAAACUCAUCGAACAAAUCGACGCUUCGUGAUAGCCAUCGCAUUAAAGAAAGCACUUCCUAACAGAAAACCAUUAAAUAAUCGCUAGAUUUAAUAUCGAAUCAGAUUUCAAAUAAUUGUAUAAUUGUUGUUCAAAGAUGUAUAUCAAAUAAGUAUUUACAGAAUGUAGCUAUUUUUCAAAAUAACAACAUAUAUUAGACAAAUGUUAAAACGAAGAUUGUUCUGUCAAGCAAACCUCACAAAUAAUGACAAUGAUGAAUCUAUACAAACCACGCUCUCAUAUCGCUUGGAGAUAUUUUGAUUUCUAAUCUAAUAACGAAUGAAAUAGGAUUUUACUAACUUAAAUAACAGCAUUAACUGACAAUGAGUUGCCUAUAAAAACAAAUCAAUUACAGAGUUUGUUAUGUUAAGAGAAUUGUAAAAUGAAGAAGAAAAAUAUCAGGAAAA